Messenger RNA from Lactuca virosa, 1378 nucleotides. The record is from the annotation of a GenBank genome assembly. NCBI's taxonomy places the organism in Eukaryota, Viridiplantae, Streptophyta, Magnoliopsida, Asterales, Asteraceae.
ACAAAAACAAAGAGCACCUUACUUUCUUUAGAAAGUUGUAUUCAUGGCAAUAAAGAUUGUACAACCAACUGUUGGUUUAUCAAAGAUUGCAGUUUCAGAAACCCAUGGAGAAAACUCUCCAUAUUUUGCUGGAUGGAAAGCUUAUGAUGAAAACCCAUAUCAUGAAAAACAUAACCCUCAUGGGGUUAUACAAAUGGGGUUAGCAGAAAAUCAAGUGUCAUUUGAUUUGCUUGAAGAAUAUUUGGAAUCUAAUCAAGAAGCAGCAAGUUGGGGCAAAAGGGUUUCUGGUUUUAGAGAGAAUGCUUUGUUUCAAGACUACCAUGGCCUUUUAACUUUCAGAAAGGCAAUGGCAAGUUUUAUGGAACAAGUGAGGGGAGGAAGAGCAAAAUUCGACCCUGAAAGAGUCGUUUUGACUGCGGGUGCAACAGCUGCUAAUGAGCUUUUAACUUUCAUUUUAGCAAAUCCUGGUGACGCGUUGCUUGUCCCCACUCCUUACUAUCCAGGAUUCGAUCGAGAUUUGAGAUGGAGAACUGGUGUGGAAAUUGUGCCAAUCCAUUGCGAAAGCUCAAACAAUUUCCAAAUUACUCCGGAAGCCUUAGAAUCUGCAUAUGAUCAUGCAAGAUCAAUGAACAUGAAAGUACGAGGGGUUCUAAUAACGAACCCCUCGAACCCGUUGGGUGCAACCAUCCAACGGAAAGUUCUAGAACAGAUCUUGGACUUCGUCACGAGAAAAAACAUUCAUUUAGUCUCGGACGAAAUCUAUUCAGGAUCUGUAUUCCAUUCUGACGAAUUUGUCAGUAUUGCAGAGAUCCUUGAAUCACGAAACUACAAAGAUUCCGAACGUUGUCACAUCGUUUAUAGUCUCUCGAAAGAUCUUGGUCUUCCGGGUUUCCGAGUGGGAACCGUGUACUCGUAUAAUGAUCAAGUAGUGACAACUGCUCGAAGAAUGUCUAGUUUUACCCUAAUUUCAUCGCAAACCCAGUUUCUAUUGGCGUCUAUGUUAUCAAAUAAGGAAUUCACUGAAAAGUAUAUAAAGAUCAAUCGAGAAAGAUUGAGGAAACGAUAUGAAAUGAUUGUUGACGGGUUGAAGAAGGCCGGAAUCGAGUGUUUAAAAGGGAAUGCUGGGCUGUUUUGUUGGAUGAAUUUGAGUCCUUACUUGAAGGAGGCAACAAAAGAAGGUGAACUGGAGAUCUGGAAGACGAUAAUGGAGGAAGUGAAGCUGAACAUCUCGCCGGGAAGUUCUUGCCGGUGCUCCGACCCCGGUUGGUUUAGGGUUUGUUUUGCAAAUAUGAGUGAAGAAACACUUAAUGUUGCACUCAGGAGAUUGCAUGAGUUUAUGGAUAGAAGGAGAAGAGAUACACAUGUCUUGUCUAUGUAA